AGUAUCUCAGAAGACAUCUCAGGUGGAUGAAUUAACUUCGCAAUGGCUGAACUCACAGUGGAGGAUGGUGGCUGUAUGGACUGGCAAAAACGGUGCCUUGCAUUGGAGUCCCAGCUCUUCAAAUUCCGCCUGCAGGCAGGCAAGAUCCGAGAGAUCUUAGCUGAGAAGAUGCAGGAAUUGGAGCAGAGAGUGAUAGAAGCAGAGCAAAGAGCUGAAGAUGCAGAGAAACAGAACAGAGUUAUGGAAGAGAAAAUAAAACUAGCCAACAUGAAGACCAGUGAAUCAGAGAGUACUCUGUACAGGAAGUACCAGGAGCUGAUGGGCACAAUGCAAGGAAAGGAAGUUCUGAUCAACAAAUUGGAGACACAGGUGGCAAAACAGAAACAGUUGAGGACUGAGGAAGCAAAAAUUGUUCAAGAGAAAGCUGCCAAGAUCAAAGAGUGGGUAACUUUUAAGCUGAGAGAGCUUGAGCUAGAAAAUUACCACCUGAAAAACUGUAAUCAGAGGUUGACGGAACAAAUUGAAGCCCUUCAGGAUACGUUGCAAGAUAUAACCAGCAUUCCUCAGUUUGAAUCUCUUUGGAGCUAUAAUUCUGUGGAGCCCAGAACACCACAGGCCUCUUUUCCUAAGAAAACAGAGCAGAAAUCUAUGCUCCUUGCACCUGGUUUCAAACAAGCUUGUCAGACAGGAUCUACAAAAUAUGUCCUAUCUGCAGCAGACUUAGUCCUGGCCAAGGACACUUUGGAUGGAGAGGAUCAGUCUCUGCUUUCGCAGAGCACGCUGCAACUCAUGGCUGACCCAUCGAGCUGGAAUCUCUCCACAGAGAAGGACAUAUUCUCUGCAAUAAACUCCAAACAUGGUUUAGGGUGCUCCCAUCCCACAUCACUGGACCCUCCGGCUGAGCCCACAAAAAUCCUUGAGUCUUUGACUUUCCAAACUUCUUUGGAGGGAAACCGUAGCUCUGUGAGCACCUUGAAACAAGUGACUUUGAGUAGAGCCAGCUCCUCUGAUGAACUGAGUGCCAGGUUCCGCUCCCACCGGCUGGACUCCACUUCCUCGGGAGAAAUACUGAGCAGCCUUGAGAGCCAUCUCCAGGCUGUCGAGACACCCCUGGUAGUGUCAGCAUCAUCUGUUUCGUCACAUCUUAUCUGUCCAGUGAGGGAACGUGGCCUUGGCAGUAGUAUGACCCUUCCGAAAACACGGGCUACCAGUACACCAAGAGACAGUAUCCAGCUAGCCAAGAGACAUUACAGUCAGCCCCAGCCAGGAGCUGGUUCUUUCCAUGGCAUAAUGAGCUUAGAGGCUGGCACCUUCCAGCCCAUAACAACUUCCCCAGUCUGCCAUGGGCAAGUAGAGGAGACGGACAUCGAUGAUGAUGAUGGGGUGCGGGAAGAGAUGGAGACAGAAGGUGGACAGGUGAGGGGAGAAGCUGGAACAUGUGAGGAGGUCAAGCACAUAUCUGCGGGACAGAAGGAAGCUGAGAGUUCUGAGGCUGAUGCACUCAAUCCAGGAGGCAAACCUCCCACGCCACCGCUGCACAGAUUCCCAUCAUGGGAGAGUCGCAUCUAUGCUGUGGCCAAAUCUGGCCUGAGGUUGUCUGAAGUGGCUGCAGUGAAUGAUGCUUCCAGCUGCUUUUCGAAUUUCUCACGUGCAGCUUCUGGGCCAUUUACCAGUCUCAUCUACAGAAACGUCACAGUGCCAGUCUACACAACGCUGAAGGGGAAAGCCACGCAGAUCAGCAACGUGCCCUUCUUAGAUGAGUCUUCAGGCUCUGAUGAUGACUGCAGCUCCCACGCCAGCUUCAGAGCUUCUAAUGCUGGAUCCGAGAACAGGAGAGCCAGCGUGCCGGGCAGCCCUCGUGCAGUGAAAAGAGGUGUUUCCAUGUCCUCACUGAGCUCCGAGAGUGACUACGCCAUCCCUCCUGAUGCCUAUUCCUUGGAUGGUGACUAUUCAGAGCCAGAGCAUAAGCUCCAGCGGACGUCUUCCUAUUCCACUGAUGGUGGGAUUUGCACUGAACCUAUGGAGAAGUCAGGUUACUUGCUGAAAAUGGGCAGCCAGGUGAAGAUGUGGAAGAGGCGAUGGUUUGUUCUGAGAAACAGGCAGUUCAUGUACUACAAGUCUCCGAGUGAUGUUAUCCGCAAGCCACAGGGGCAGAUGGAGCUGAACUCCUCAUGCCAAAUUGUCCGCGGUGAAGGGUCCCAAACAUUCCAGCUCGUGACAGAAAAGAGGACCUACUUCCUGACAGCAGACUCUCCCAACAUCCUGGAGGAGUGGAUUCAUGUCCUCCAGAGCAUCCUCAGAGUGCAGGUGACCAAUGCUGUUGAUGUUCCUCGUAGUGAUGCUAAACCUAUUGUGAAAGGUUGGUUAACCAAGGUCAAGCACGGCCAUUCUAAGCUGGUCUGGUGUGCACUGAUAGGGAAAACAUUUUACUACUAUCGAAAUCAUGAGGAUAAGUGUCCCCUAGGGCAUCUGUGUCUGCGCGGAUCCAAAGUGAAAGAGGUUGACCGUUCCUGUGACUCCGAUGAAGAUUACGAAGCCGCCGGUGGAGGCCUUCUCUCGUCCCACUGCACUCUGGUGAUUCACCCACAGGACCAGAGUCCCACCUACUUACUCAUUCGCACCAAACAGGAGAAGAAUACCUGGCUAUACCAUCUGACGGUAGCGGCUGGUAGCAGUAAUGCCGCUGUGGGCACGUCAUACGAACAACUCAUUGGAAAACUGCUGGAUGCAGAGGGAGACCCUAAUUCUCCUCUGUGGAAACACCCCAUGUUGUGCUACAGUAAAGAUGGGCUGCACACAUCCCUCACCACUCUCCCCUCCGAGGCUCUGCAGACUGAAGCUCUGAAGCUUUUCAAGUCGUGCCAGCUGUUCAUCAAUGUUCCUGUGGAGGCACCUUCUAUUGAUUACCACGUGUCGCUUGCCCAGACGGCGCUGCAGGUCUGCCUCACGCAUACAGAGCUGCAGAAUGAAAUUUACUGUCAGCUCGUUAAACAGACCAGCUGCCGACGGCCCCAGAACCACUCAGUCAUUCAGUGCUGGCAGCUCCUGGCUCUGUGUGCUCCUCUAUUCCUGCCUCAACAUCACUUCCUCUGGUACAUCAAACAGCACCUGCAGCGGCACGCAGACCCCAGGAGUGAAAUAGGCAAGUAUGCCAUCUACUGCCAGAGAUCCGUGGAGCGAACGGUGCACGCCGGCGAGCGGGAGGCCAGGCCUUCCCGGAUGGAGAUUGUGUCCAUCCUUUUGAGGAACCCCUACCACCACUCGCUGCCCUUCAGCAUCCCCGUGCACUUCAUGAAUGGAACCUACCAGGUUGUAGGUUUUGAUGGUUCCUCAACAGUUGAUGAAUUUAUCCAGCGGCUGAACCAAGAGACAGGAAUGAAGAAGCCGUCCCACAUGGGAUUUUCUCUCUUCACAGAUGAUCCUUCUGGCAGGGAUUUGGAGCACUGUCUGCAGGGCAACAUGAAGAUUUGUGAUGUUAUUUCUAAAUGGGAACAAGCCUUAAAAGAAUUGCACCCUGGGAAGUAUGAAGGUGGCACAAGAAUAGUCAAGCUGACCUAUAAGAACAGGCUGUAUUUUCGGAGCCAGGCUAAAGGUGAGACGGACCGGGAGCGGCUGCUGCUGGCCUUCCAAGUCAGCAGUGAAAUAGCCAGUGGAAGGUUUCCUGUUAAUAAGGAACUAGCUCUGGAAAUGGUGGCCCUGAUGGCUCAGGUGGAAUAUGGCGAUUUGGACCGACCAGUAUCUUCAAGUCCUGGGGGAACAUCACAAUCCAAAAUGCAGCAUCUUCUCCAUCAGGUCUUAGAUAAAUUCUAUCCCAAACGCUAUAAGCAAAGCAUUACCCCUGAGCAGCUCAGGCAAGUGACUGACAGGUUGGCGACGAAGUGGAUGAUGCUGCAGGGAUGCUCUCCACCUGAGUGUAUUCGCAUUUAUUUGACGGUGGCCCGGAAAUGGCCUCUCUUUGGAACCAAAAUGUUUGCUGCUAAGCCUAUUUUGCCUUCUUCCUUGGAGGACUGUCCAGUCUGGAUUGCUGUGAAUGAAGAUGGUAUCAGCAUACUGGACUAUAACAGCAUGCACUUGAAGCUCUCGUAUUCAUACUCUUCUGUGCUGACCUUUGGAGGCUGCCGAGAUGACUUCAUGAUUGUAGUCAGUCAAAUGAAAGAAAGGAGCUCUGGAAAACAGAGCACUGAAAAGCUCCUUUUCACAAUGGCAGUUCCAAAGAUUGUUGAAGCAACACUUCUCAUUGCCAGCUACAUUAACUACCGUGCAGCAGCCUCGCUCUCGUGCUCUGCACAGCCCUCCCAAAGUGCAGCUCCUGCUCCCUGGGAGACCGAAAGUCGGUGCUUUCACCCUUCCAUGCCCCGAAGCACGAAGGGUCCCACCCUGCUCUGAGGGCUCAUUCCAAAUGAUUUUGGGUGCUUUUUUUUUUUUUUUUUUUGUCUUUUUGCACUGCUCUGUACUGAAUUCAACUGCUGUGAUUUUGCUGAUUACCCACCUUGUUUCAAUACAGGCUCCAAUUUCUUCUCCAUAAUAAUACAUGAAAUUCCUUAGUGUAGAUAAAGGCAGGGUCCUUUCUUUUCAAAAAGCUUGACUUUGGAGCUCUGCAGGACUUUCCU
This is a messenger RNA of Tinamus guttatus (white-throated tinamou), 4610 nucleotides long. It is a transcript of the gene PLEKHH1, whose product is annotated as pleckstrin homology, MyTH4 and FERM domain containing H1. Gene Ontology annotation, cellular component: cytoskeleton. Lineage: Eukaryota; Metazoa; Chordata; Aves; Tinamiformes; Tinamidae. The record is from RefSeq and is a predicted model, not a curated record.